Messenger RNA from Acanthamoeba castellanii str. Neff, 3768 nucleotides. RefSeq lists its product as uncharacterized. Gene Ontology annotation, biological process: intra-Golgi vesicle-mediated transport; early endosome to Golgi transport. The coding region runs from base 1 to 3768 and encodes 1255 amino acids. Gene Ontology annotation, cellular component: TRAPPII protein complex. The transcript is spliced from 24 exons. The record is from RefSeq and is a predicted model, not a curated record. NCBI's taxonomy places the organism in Eukaryota, Discosea, Longamoebia, Acanthamoebidae.
AUGGAGGGCAAGGCCGAGCCCGAGGUGCGCUUCGUGCCUCACGAGCAGUUCGACAGCGCUCCCCUCCCAGUCAACAAGUUCCGCUGGCCCUACGUCUACCUCUACGUUGCCAUCUGCAAGGUCAGCUUGUGCCUGCCCAGUGGUGUGCUAUCGCUCGUUGCUGGUUCGUCGCUGAUCGUGAGCUGGGUUGGCGAGGACAGGAGGGAAUGGCUCCUGUUGCUGCUUCACGUGGGCAAGGUGCCCGUCCGGAAGGACAUGUUUCGCAAGAUCAACCGCAUCACCUACGACACCAAGCGCGAUGGGUUCGAGCGAUGCGUGGAGAUGAAGCUCCCGGACGCAGAGGGAGGAGACAAGGAAGGACUGGACGAGUUCACCCGAAAGCUGAGGGUUUGCGUGGGCAACAGCCUCGGCAAACAGAUCAACUUUUAUCAGGCCGAAGUGGACAAGCUCUACGAGAGUCGCGCCAUCCCCGGCUGGAACUAUUGCAACUUCUUCGCUGCCAAGGAAGCGCUGGCGUUCACGUUUGUGCGAGCCAACAUGCUCGAGGAGGCGCUCACACUCUACGAGGAGCUGGAGGACCAGUUCUACCAGCUGAAUGGACUCGAGCGCCGGGACAGGCCCACCAGCGACGAGACGCCUGAAACCCAAUCUGCCGGCAGCUCGCCAGAAAUGACCAGCGCCAGCGAUGUCGACAAGAGCGUAUCCGCACCGGCCUCACCGUCGAGCAUGCGAAGAUCGAGCCUCAACAUCAGCGGCACCGGCAGCGGGAGUUCGGGCUCGCCCACGUCGUCUCCGUCUUCGCUUCGACGCACGGAGACAGCGGCGACCGUUGUUGCGUCGUCGUCGCCGACGACGACCGAGAGUCCACCGCCGGCAGCGGCAGCAGCACUCAAGACGGCCGCCAAGAAUCGCAGCUUCUCCCAGAGCGAGGGCAGGGCCGUCCAUCACCGGCCCGGUGACCGCGAAGCCAGGAGGGAUUCGAGGUCGCGGUCCUCUUCUUCUCUUGGGCGCCAGGCGCCCGCCAAGCUCCCCACCAUGGACAAGUUCGGCGGCGAAUCAGGCUCCGACAAGUCGUCCGUGCUCGACGUGACUGUGAAAGACUACCGCAAGCUCAUCUUCGAAAAUGCCAUCUCCGAGUUCGACUUCAGGAAAUACGUGUUUGCGCGCCAGUCCGAGUUGCGUUUCAUGCUCCAUCGGCCGUGGGAUGUGGCCUCCAACGCGGUCCUCUUCAUCCAAAUGCUGUCUCGAGACCUCCAGAAGAAGAAAACGCCCGCCAGCGAGGAGACACGCAACUUUUCGAUAUCGUGGGUGUUCUCCGCGUGCUUGUGUGUAGUCGACGCGUGCCAGGAGGCCGCCAAAGCCAUGAAGUUCGGAGACUUUGCCGAGAAGAGCCAACAGCCCAAGGAACUCAACCCACAGGUCUUUGCAUCGGACUUUUUCAUGCUGUCGGCAGCGUUGGGCGAUUUGAGCAACUACGCGCGAACAAAGCUGAAGGAGCUGGGCAAGCUGCAUGGGCUCUUCGACGACAAGGCGCCGCUCGUUCUGCCGCCCGACCCCGGGGCCGUGGAUGACUCCUCCGCUUCGUCGUCGUCGUCGUCGUCGUCGUCGUCGUCGUCGAGUUCUGCAGCUGAGGAGACCGCCAACCCCGGCGAACAAGAAGCACCACCUACAGACGAUGACGGCGUGGAGAAAGAAGGCGAGGGCGACAACAACGGCAAGGACGACAUGGCUAUUCCUCCUCGCGCGCCGGGCAUCACCAACGCCAGUCUCAACCGCGCGCUUCGUUCGCAGAAAGAGUUCGACCAGCUCUAUAUGGAUGUGAGUAUGCAGGCAGUGCGCUUCUACAAGACAUCCAUGCGCAAGAGGCUCAAGCAACACGUCAAGGAGGAGAUCGCCAACCUGUUCCUUGUGAGGGGCGACUACGCGAAGGCCGAGGCCAUGUACAAGUCGCUGUCCCAGCGGUAUGCGAAGGAACGGUGGCUGCUGCUCGACAACACCAUCCAUGCCAAGCUCGCCCACUGCCAGCUGCACCUGCGGGACUACGCCGGCUUCCUCACGUCGGCGCUCGUCCUCCUCUCCUUCGAGUCGCGAAGCACGCGCGAAGACAAGGAGGCCCACCUCAAGCGCCUCUGUGCCGUGGCUCACCACCACAUCCCGCCGGGCUCGGAGCUGAGCAUGCGCCAGGUGCUGCGGGUCACCGCGCUCACGGUCAGCCAGCAGUCGUUCACCCUGGGACAGACCCUGUCCCUCGACUUUGUGAUCGAGUCGAGCCUCCCCUCACCGGUGGUGUUUCAGGGGCUGCGGGCGGCGUUUGUGGACCAGGAGGAGGCGGCAAAGGCCGCUGCGGCCGCGGCCGCGGCUACGGCUGCCGCUUCCGCCCAGCCCUCGCCGGGCGCGCCGCUGCCUUCGCCGCGCAACUCCCACGAUAUCGGAGAUGCUGCGCGGGCCGCCGACGCCAUCGUACUCGCGCAGAGCGAUGUGUGCCUGUCGCCGGGCGUCAACAAGUUCACGCUGUCGACUAGGGCACGGCCGGCCUCGCUCUCCAUUGGCGUCGCUCCAGUGGACAAGAAGGGCAAAUUCAAGCUCAGAGCGAUUGAGGCCGUCAUUGGUCAGCUCCGGCUGACCGAUUACUUUGACGGCGUGCCCGACAAGGAGCGGAUCGAAGUAGCGGUCCAGGAGAAUGAAAGGUCCCUGCAGAUGGGAAUCGCACAGCAGUCGCCCUACCUGCUGGUCGGCUAUCCGCAGACUCUGCUGCUGACGCUGCACACCAAGCAGGACUCCUUCGCGGACGCGUCGGUGGUCUUCUCCUCGGCCACCCUCCAGCUCCUCUCGUCGCCCGUCACGGCCACCGUCAAGUCGGCCAACGGCGAAAAGAGGGAGAUCAGCGUCCAGCUCCGGGAGGAGUCUAACGAGUUGCGGCUUCCGCCGUGUGAGGAGCAGUCCACUGUGCAUCUGUCGUUCAGCGCGCUCGCGCCGCCCAACACCGGAUUCAACCACCAGGUGACUGCUCGACUCGCGUACCGGCGAAUGAGCGGCGAGAAGAUGGACGCAACGGUCUCCAGCGCCUUCUACUUCGUCCAUCCCUUCUCGCCCAAGACCUUUGUGGUCCCCUUCGGGCCUCGGCUGUUCGUACAGGUGGUGCUUCGCUGCCAGGUCGGGUGGACGCGAUUGCUGGACUACCGCCUCCGCUGCGCUCCCAGCCACCGGCUCAUCCACGAAGCCAACACUAUGCUGGUGGGGCAGACUGUCAUCAACGACCAGGAGCUGUCGUUGGUGUUUCAGGUCGAGUCAGCCGGUGGUGGUGGCGAAGAAGCGACUGAGGACAGCCAGCUGGAUAUCAACUACCAGUUGGAGGGCUCAGACGAAUCGUUGCCUCUGGCGUUCACCUGCCCCAUCUCGCUCGACCUGCCCAAGCACCUGUACGAGGUCCAGAUGGAGUACGCCGACAGUGGGGUUGUGGGGAACGUGAUUCCUGUGACGCUCCACAUCAUCCGCCUGGCUUCCUCCUCGUCCAAAGAUGAGGGCCUGGCGUACGAGGUGCUCCCCAAGGAGCCCUGGCUCGUCCUCGGUCUCAAGAAGGCUCGCUUCACAUUGGCCGUCGGAGAGCGGCGGACGUAUCAGUUCAAGCUGCUGCCUAUCAGCCCGGGCUAUCUUCCGGUGCCCGCGGUGACGAUCCACGGCGUGCCCAUGGCGCAAGUGAGGUGCCUGCACUCGGCCAGGCAGAUCCACGUCCUGCCCAAGGAGACCCUCUCCUCCUACUUCACCUAA